This is a messenger RNA of Gymnodraco acuticeps, 2630 nucleotides long. It is a transcript of the gene qpctla, whose product is annotated as glutaminyl-peptide cyclotransferase-like a. The record is from RefSeq and is a predicted model, not a curated record. Bases 473 to 1654 code for a protein of 393 amino acids. Gene Ontology annotation, molecular function: zinc ion binding; glutaminyl-peptide cyclotransferase activity. The transcript is spliced from 7 exons. Lineage: Eukaryota; Metazoa; Chordata; Actinopteri; Perciformes; Bathydraconidae.
GUCCUCCUUUGACAAGAGAACACAGGAACACAGAGGUUCCGCCAUUAACAUACUUUGUACGUUUUUGAAUGGACUACUGCACCAGGAAAGUUAUCACAAGUGUAUUAUAUUAUCUCUGUUUUUCAGUUAUUUAUCCUUAUAGCUGUUAGUGGAUACAAAUAGGUUUAACACAGCAGAAAAUAGUUUCUGCUUGCUACACAACCAAACAGAUACCAAUUUCUGUGUAGAUUAUACAAAUAUCCAGGUUGAAUUUGCAGUAAAGCAGCUUUCAAAGACCGGGGCUGCUAUGUAAUGUAAAGCAUGGAUUUGUAUGAUGGAGUAGCACUGCAGACUGCUGCAUCUGAAGCACCGGGCUGACAGACAGCCUGCUGCAGCUCCACUUCCUGUGUGGAUAUCCCUCCUACAUGCUCCACAAGUCUGUUUGGACACGUCGCUGUUGAAGGACUCCCGUCUCGAAGCCUCCUCUCCCGUCAUGUCCAGGUCCAGUCGGAAGUACAAGCCUCUGCAGCCGAGUAGCGGCUCCCUGCCCGGCUGUGACCGGCUGCGGAUGCCCCGGGCCCGGGUCCUGCUGCUCUGCUUGCUCGGGGUCCUGGUGCUGGCGGUGGUUCUGGGGGUUUACCUGUCCAACGACACCAGCGAUGGACCUGGGAACCGCAUGCCAGCAGCUGCAGAUCUGACCAAAGACAGGUUGUCCCACAAAGCCAGCAAGUGCUCUCCGGCUCAAAUCCGCCGCCUAGCCUCUCAGGUGGAUGGGACCCGCCUGUGGGAGACCCACCUGAGGCCCAUCCUAAUCGAGAGGCUCCCAGGGACUCAGGGCAGCCUGGCUGUGCAGCAGCACAUCACCUCCACUCUGUCCUCGCUGUCUGCCGGCUGGGCCGUAGACUUGGACUCCUUCCAGUCCGUGACCCCCCGGGGCCAGGUCCCCUUCACCAACAUCGUUGCCACUCUGGAUCCUUCGGCCCCUCGCAGGCUGCUCCUGGCCUGCCACUACGACUCCAAGGCCCUGCCUCCAGACCCCCGGGCCCCAGAGAAGGUGUUUCUGGGGGCCAGUGACUCGGCCGUGCCCUGUGCUAUGAUGCUGGAGCUCGUCACCUCUCUGGAUGCCCAGCUUUCAUCGUUCAAACAGCAGAAACUUCCAGUGUCCCUUCAGCUGGUGUUUUUCGAUGGGGAGGAGUCGUUUGAAGAGUGGACGCCCACAGACUCGCUGUACGGGUCCCGUCACCUGGCCGAGCGCAUGGCCAACACGCCUCACCCUGCAGGGUCCACACACACCACCAUGCUCCAGGCUGUGGACCUCUUUGUGCUUCUAGACCUGCUCGGUGGUUCUGAUCCUCUGAUAGUGAAUCACUUUGAUAACACCGCUCGCUGGUUCGACCGUCUGAUCGCUGCAGAGAAGAGACUCCAUCGCCAGGGUCUCUUGACCUCUCACCCCUCAGAGCAGACGUAUUUCAGAAAGGAUGUUUACCUCGGCCCUGUGCAGGACGACCACAUCCCCUUCCUACACAAAGGCGUCCCUGUGCUACACGUCAUCGCCACUCCCUUCCCUCGGUUCUGGCACACACUGGACGACACCGAGGAGAACAUGCACCGCCCCACUGUGGUGAACCUGACCAAGAUCAUGGCUGUGUUUCUGGCAGAAUAUCUGGGCUUCUGAACACAAAACCCUGACCAAUAGCCGCACUGGAGUACUGGUGCGGUUUGACAAAUAAUUGCUAAAUAACCAGCAUGAAAUGGAUCCAAAUGCACAAGAGCUGAACCUGGUGAAAUGAACUGAACUGUUGUGUUAUCAGUGUACCAGGAUACCAGCUAAAACUUUACCAAAGACUUGGCCCGGCUAGACCAACUCCUGUCCUGAUGUCUGGGAUGUGAUGUGUAUAGACAGUCUUUAUUCUACUUGUUGAAAGGUGGUUGGAUCAUGGUACCGGAGGAACAGUUGGGAAAGUUAAUCUGUGAAUCUUAAUUAUUCUUCAUUCCUGUGAAAAAAUAGAUCAUGCCUUUUUAAAGGUAUACUAUGCAGGAUUUUCAUUUUAACAAAUGUGAAUAUACCCUCACUAAAUAAUCUGUUGCAAUCAUUACUUAUGACUCGAUAGCAUUGUGUCUAUCCGUCUCUCUCCUCUGCUAUGCGUCAUGGAUGCAGAGCAGAAAGGCCACAGCAGCCGAAUAUAAGGUGCUUUUUGACUGCAUUCACAAACAAUUCAGCAAUCUAGGUUAUGUUUAUUUGUACCCUAAAUCUGCAAAAGAAAAAACCAGAAGUGACCAAUUCUUCCUCAGAUACCUUGCUUCCUGCAAACAUCGCUUACUCUCUCUUUUGUUGAGUUGGGGAGGAGGCACCGGCUUUGAAAGAUGUGUUUAGAAACAGCAAACAACAAUUCCUGCAUAGUAUACCUUUAAAAAUAAUUGCCCUGUUAAUGCGAUUGAGAUGAGUACACUGGUUCAUGUCUGUGAAUAAUUAUUUACCUCCACUUACCUGAGGAUCCUCUUCGCCUUACGACCUGCUGUUAUUAAAUGCUAUAUUAUAUGGCUAUACAGCGAAUGUGUGAAGGUGUUAUUACAGUGAACAAGAUCCAGCAAAUAUGUACUUACACCAUGUACAAGGCGUGGUCUGCAAAUAAAGCUCUAAUGAUUUGGAA